Molecule: messenger RNA, 3259 nt
Organism: Molossus molossus (Pallas's mastiff bat)
Lineage: Eukaryota; Metazoa; Chordata; Mammalia; Chiroptera; Molossidae
Gene: KLF8
Product: Kruppel like factor 8
Exons: 9
Coding region: 629-1564 (311 amino acids)
Biological process (GO): regulation of transcription by RNA polymerase II
Molecular function (GO): DNA-binding transcription factor activity, RNA polymerase II-specific; RNA polymerase II cis-regulatory region sequence-specific DNA binding
Source: RefSeq, a predicted model, not a curated record
CAGCUUUAAAGGGGCUGGUGAUUGACAGAAUGUGUAGCAGUGGAUGGGGUGGAGCCGCUGGGUGGGGUCUGGGACCGGCAGCUGGGAGAAACCAAAAGGAAGAAAAAAGAAAACCAUUGCCCCCGAUAUCGCUAAUGCCGGGCGGGGAAAGCUAGUCAGAAAGGGAGGAAAAGGAGGAUUUUAGAGCUCACCUCCACUCCCACCCACGGUCAACUCUCUCAAAACCUUCUGUCUCCUUUGGAGAUAAUUAAAAUCGAGUAUACACCGGCCCUCGUCGGUGCCCAUUACCUCUAACUCUCCACUGAACUAGGUUUGCAGUACGAGGGAGUGAGGACCCCGAGUCCAUCAGCUCAAACCCAGCCCCGCCCCGUCCGUUGGCCCUGGCCCCAGGCUGGGAGGAGAGGAUGCCUUCGGAGGCGCAGAAUCCGAAAUACCCCCUACAUUAGGACAAAGACCUGAAAGUCAGUCUUCCAAACACAAAGGCUUGAAGGACCAAUCCAGGCAGAAUACUGGUUAUUAUCUCAAGUGAAGAAACUGAGGUUGAGUAGGGGGCUAAAUAGCUUAUCAAAGUCAUUUUGCUUCCUCAACCCUGCUGUCUCAUAAUCCAUGGGAAUGAGGAAGACCAGAUAUGGAUCAAUUCAUAAGCAACUUGGAGGUCCAACUUAAUCCAGAAGGUGGUUCAAUGCAUGUAUUUAAACAGGUCACUGGCUCUGUUCAGAUCAGAGAUCCCCCAAAGACAGCAGACAGAGGUAAUAUGACAUCUCUACCACUUCUGGAUGCCAACCCCAUGGAGAACCCAGCACUGUUUAAUGACAUCAAGAUUGAGCCCCCAGAAGAACUUCUGGCUAAUGAUUUCAGCCUGCCCCAGGUGGAACCAGUAGACCUCUCCCUUCACAAGCCCAAGGCUCCUCUCCAGCCUGCCAGCAUGUUGCAAGCUCCAGGCACUGGUGGCCAGCAGAUCUUGCAUGUGAUUCACACCAUCCCCUCAGUCAGUCUGCCAAAUAAAAUGGGUGGCCUGAAGACCAUCCCAGUAGUGGUACAAUCGCUGCCCAUGGUGUAUACUACUUUGCCUGCAGAUGGGAAUCCUGCAGCCAUUACAGUUCCACUCAUUGGAGGAGAUGGCAAAAAUGCUGGAUCAGUGAAAGUUGACCCCACCUCCAUGUCUCCACUGGAAAUCCCAAGUGACAGUGAGGAAAGUGCAAAUGAGAGUGGAUCCUUGGCCUUACAGGGACUACAACAAGAACCAGCAGCGAUGACCCAAAUGCAGGGAGAAGAGUCCCUUGACUUGAAGAGAAGACGGAUUCACCAAUGUGACUUUGCAGGAUGCAGCAAAGUAUACACCAAAAGCUCUCACCUGAAAGCCCAUCGCAGAAUCCAUACAGGAGAGAAGCCUUAUAAAUGCACCUGGGAUGGCUGCUCCUGGAAAUUUGCUCGCUCAGAUGAGCUUACCCGCCAUUUCCGCAAGCACACAGGCAUCAAGCCUUUCCGGUGCACAGACUGCAACCGUAGCUUUUCUCGCUCUGACCACCUGUCCCUGCAUCGCCGGCGCCAUGACACCAUGUGAGCUCCACAGUCCUCACUAGAAGAGCUGCAAUGGUCUCAUUCCUGUGUAUGUGCUGAGGUCAUGACCAUCUUUUCUUCUUUGACUUCAGCUUGCCUCUGGGAUGGGUUGGAGCAGCUCACUGAGCCAGGUUGAUGAGACUGGAGGAAAAGAUAUCUGAUUUCCCAUGGUGGCUCCUCAUAUUCCAUCUUCACCUCUCCUCAGCAUAGGUUGAAUAAAAAGUGUGGCCCCCCUGGUCAGAGAUGGGACAUUUUUCCUACAAUAACAAAACAGGAAUCCAACUCAAGGCUGUGAACAAACAUAUGCUGCUUUUUUUCUUUUUUUUCCCCUAGAAUUCUUAUCCAUAUUUUUUGAAUCAGUACUUAAAAGUGGUUGGUAGUGUUUUAAAAUGACUUAUUUUCAAGUUCCUAGACAGAAGCGGGCAUAACAGUAUAGUUUGUUGGUAGAAGGGAUUUGGGUCCUGAGCAUAGGACACAUUCUCAGUGAAUAAACUGAGUCUGUACAAAACUCAAAGGUUUUGUAAAUCCAAUCCUAAUUGUUCUUACAGUUUGGUUUUCACACAGUGCGGGCACUUCUGCUUCUUAGGUCCAUCAAAGGAAAUGAAGGGAUCUUCUUGUCCAUCUCCUUCACCUUCUUUCUUCUUUUCCUCAUUCAAGAUUAAAAAUUUUACAGCACAAUCACAUUCUUUGUUAGGUUAAAUAUUAGUUAGGACAACUAUUCAAAGCACACAUUGACAUGCCAGUAGGGUGAAAAGUGUUUCAGGAGAGUAUGUUGGACCAUGACAGGAAGAAUCAGAACCAAGAUAAUCUUGAAAUCAAAUAGAGGGGAACUUCCACUUGGAUAUGAUACUAAAAGUGCUGUAAUCAUAAACCUCAUUAAAAUGGCAGCCUGUUGAGACAGUGUCUUGAGGGCUGCACUGUACUGUCUAUUAUUUUGUUUACAUAAAGCAACUAUUAUGAGUAUAAUGCAUGAUGAAAAAUCAUACACUGGGGCCAUGUUAUAGAAAGGUAAGGGGUUGUAAGAAAAAUAUUUGUUCAUUCCAUGGCAUUAUUAGCAUGCAUUCCUGUGUUUCAAUUGGAAUAAGAGGCUUUUAGUGAUAACUGAAAUACAGAAAGCAAUAGGAUGUUCUGCAACUGCUGUGAGAGCACCUAUGCCAUUUCUUUUAGCCUUUACAGCAUGUUGCAUAAUAUACACAUUUGGUUACCAGAUCUGACUGUUUCAUAAUAGUCUCUGAGAUAUAAAACCCUGUGUUCUAGGCUCUGGACCUCAGAUCUACCUCCACAUGUCAUAUUUCCUCUCUGCGGGGAGAGGAAGUUUGCAUCACUUAACUUUGGACUCAGCCUCUCUCCUAAAGGUUGUAUUCAUAUGGAACCCCUUUUCCUUGGCAGAUAUUCAACCAGUCCCUGCUUAAAUAUUUUAGGUUACUACCUCCCAAGGUUUAUCCAUUCUGAAUAAAUCAUAGAAUUCUAGCACCAGUAAGGGAUCCUAUUAACCAUCUAGUCCUACCCAUCAUUCAUAUUUUACAGAUGAGACAAAUACGGGUCAGAUUCUUUUCCCAGAUGUUUCCUUGAGGCCUUAUAGACCUGUGCACCCAUUCUCCCAGGGAUCACAUUAUUAAACCGAAUUAAAGAAAACUUUACAUGAUUGGUUGCAGUAUUUGUCCAAUUCUAUAUGUUGUGUUCCAGAAAACUUUAGACU